CCCCAUAUCGACGACGUUGGCUGGCGCCCCAUACGAAAUACCAUCUUCGCAAAAAUAUAUCCCCGGUGGAAUGCAUGAGGAACUCUAGACAGUCCUCAGCCACCAUAUCUCCAGAUGUUUCGAAAUCGGACAUCCUCGCAAAAGCCUGGCGAUGAGUUCAUCGCCAACUUUCGCCAGACCUUCCCAGAAGUAGCUGUCGCGACCUCUUCGGCCGGCUCAAAUUCUGGGAAUACCACGCUGGAGGGAGCCAUCGCGGGUGGCCCACAUCCUGACAGACAUCACAGCGCGGGCCACGAAGAUUUGAAAGAUCUUGACCCAACACCCAGGGCACAACAUGAACCAUGGCGUUUUACUCCCUCACUCCUCGAUCCCAACUCCUUCGCUUUCUCAGCUUUCGCCAACCAGCCGCCAGGCUACUAUACUCCCACCCCUGGAGGCACGAACACCUUAUAUCAUAAUCAAGCUGGCGACCUUCACACACCAGGUAUGGGCCUGGGAAUGGGCUUGGGAACACCUUUGUCGCUGCCCAACUCAGCAGAAGGCAUACACACCCAUACUAUGAUGGAUAUGUCUGCGUACAGCCACCAUAUGCCUCCUCAUUUCCAAAAUUACAACCCAUUUAGCGGCCAACAGCACCAUCCGCAGCAUGAGCAUCAACAACACCAACAGCAGACAUCUUUUGCCCCAUCUUCUUUCGUCCACCAAGACACUGGAUAUGAAACUAUGGAACAGGAUGGAUCUCCUAUGGACGACGAUAGACAUAUGGGACCCAUGGACUCGAACAUCCAGCAUCAUUCUCCUAUGAUGAGUUUUCAGCCCCAGCAUUACAACAUGGCAGCUGCAAUGCCCCCAUCAGCUGAAAAGUUCCGGUUUCAUGUGACUCUGAAUGCUCCUACCGCGAUGAUCAAGCAUUCUGAGGAGAUUCCAGUCACUUAUCUGAACAAGGGCCAAGCUUAUUCCGUUUCUAUUAUUGACACUGCGACAACUAUGCCUCUGGUCCCAGGAACUCGAUAUAGGACGUUUGUUCGCAUAUCUUUUGAAGAUGAGCAACAGCGACAAAGGCCUGCAACUUGCUGGCAGCUGUGGAAGGAAGGCCGAGGAACCAACGAGGCACAUCAACGCGGUGGCAAGCUCCAAGCAGUUGAGUAUGUGGAAGCAAAUCAGCCUGCUGAGAGCGACGACAAGCGCACUCGAGUAGAACUCGACACAGCGUCUUUCGAUGGAUUUUCUGUCAUCUGGACUCCAGGAGUGAAUGGUGCGCCCGAAUGCAACAUCGCAGUUCGGUUCAACUUCCUCUCAACCGACUUCAGUCAUUCAAAAGGUGUGAAAGGAAUACCGGUACGACUCUGCGCCAAGACCGAAACCCUAUCUACUGGAUCGCCUCGCUCAAGCCCUGAAUUCUCGGAAGUUGCGUACUGUAAAGUCAAACUUUUCAGAGAUCACGGCGCGGAGCGCAAACUUUCAAACGAUGUCGCUCAUGUUAAGAAAACCAUCGACAAGCUCAAGCAACAAAUUGCUCAGGCCGAAACGGGAAUGAAAGACUUUGGCAAACGAAAGAGAACUGGAUCGACCACAGUCAAACCUCAACCGAGUCAACGACCCGGAAAGGUUCAAAAACACAAGAGAACAUGGUCUAUGUCUUCUCAAUCGUCCGCCGGAGGCCGACCACCUAUCGAAGAAGACCUUCAUUUCAAGUUGCAAACAAUGCAAGAUAUGUUUACAAGCACAAGACCUGUGAGCAUUCUCUACCUUCGUGGCUCCGAACAGGACGAUCCCGAUCUUCACCCAGUCGCUCUUGUGGGAGAACCAUUGGAUCUUACAAAGGUGGAUUCAAGAGGCAGUGCCAUGUGGCAGCAGAGAACGAGCGAUAGAAGUUCAACAGCAGGCACGUCUUCACUGGUGUCACCAUCUCCGAGUUCGAUCUCCUUGCAAUCACAGGCUUUGGCUGGGUCUGCGCCUAACCAACCUGGUCAAUGGGGCGAAUACCAGCCUCUGGCGCCUGCAGAUGUACAAUCGUCAAACCCUCAGCAGUUGGCAAGCCCGCCUGAUCAAAUCACAAAAGUUCCGAAGACGGAUGAAGCAGGCAAUCUCAGUGGGUGGAUCGAAGCUCUCGGUGUGGAUUCUUCCUACAAACCACCAGUGCUCGAUCGACCCAUCAAACCUGUGGCGAGUUUCUACAUUCUUCACAGGAACCCCAACCAGCCAGAUAAGCCUGAAUACUACAGGGCUGUAUAUAUCAUGCAACGGACGCUUCGGGACUUUACCAACGCCAUCGCCUCGAAAUGGAGCCUAGAACCCACGAAAAUACUCCGAACACUCCAUGUCCUCGAUCGAGGUCUCCAAGUCGAGGUGGAUGACGAUGUCAUCCGUGAAAUGGCCGAAGGCCAAGACAUCAUCAUGGAGAUCGCCGAUGUUCGAAGCUCCCAAGUCAAGCGCGAAUGGGAAAUGUCAAUCGAUGUUGCUGUGGACAGCGACAACGCCAGUGGUACCCAAAAUGUCGUCCAAACCGAAGGAUACGAACUUCGCCUAAUGUUUUAAUAUGUCCUCUUCUACGACACACUU
Molecule: messenger RNA, 2562 nt
Organism: Mollisia scopiformis
Lineage: Eukaryota; Fungi; Ascomycota; Leotiomycetes; Helotiales; Mollisiaceae
Exons: 3
Coding region: 115-2538 (807 amino acids)
Biological process (GO): regulation of transcription by RNA polymerase II
Cellular component (GO): nucleus
Molecular function (GO): DNA-binding transcription activator activity, RNA polymerase II-specific; RNA polymerase II cis-regulatory region sequence-specific DNA binding
Source: RefSeq, a predicted model, not a curated record